Aspergillus saccharolyticus JOP 1030-1 is the source of this 1877-nucleotide messenger RNA. Its product is annotated as t-SNARE syntaxin. The record is from RefSeq and is a predicted model, not a curated record. Gene Ontology annotation, biological process: endoplasmic reticulum to Golgi vesicle-mediated transport; intracellular protein transport; vesicle fusion. The coding region runs from base 386 to 1420 and encodes 344 amino acids. NCBI's taxonomy places the organism in Eukaryota, Fungi, Ascomycota, Eurotiomycetes, Eurotiales, Aspergillaceae. Gene Ontology annotation, cellular component: Golgi membrane; endomembrane system; SNARE complex. The transcript is spliced from 4 exons. Gene Ontology annotation, molecular function: SNAP receptor activity; SNARE binding.
UCCCAAUCAGCCUCUAGUCGCCUACAAUGGUCAUCUUGUAAUCUCGGUUUCUUUCAUCUUGUGACCACAUCUCUCCUCUCCACUCGCAACGUGCUGUCACCUUAUCCUCAGCCCCUGUCUCUGCCCUGACGAAAACGAACGGACACGUCUCCAGUUGCCUCCUUAUCGAUUAGUCCGGACUCCGUGCCGUAUACGUUCCUCCCCCCUCCCCCCCCCAUAGUAUCACCCCGACCAUUUGUUCUAGAUCCGGCCAUUGGUGUCCUUGAGUACAAUCUUGGAGUGCAGACAUUAUACCUCGCUUACACUCUCCACAACCAGCUCCAUCUUAGCUGGAUCGACCUCCCCAUCCACCACCUAUCCCCAACGACUCUCACAUACUCGCACAAUGGCUGUCCACUCCAUCCAAGAUCGCACGGGCGAGUUUCACGCCAUUUUAGGCCAAGCCCAGAAACGCUUAGCCUCCCACAAAGUCGGCCCUCAGCGCCAGGCGCUCCUGUCAGAUUCACAACGUCGACAAGCCAACGGGUCCGCAGAUGCACAGCAUCCGGGGAAGCGACGGUCGGAGUUUGCGCGGAGGGCCGUGGAGAUUGGACGCGGGAUCACGGCGACGACCGCCAAGUUGCAACGACUGGCUGAGUUGGCCAAGCGCAAGACACUCUUCGAUGACAGACCGGUCGAGAUCUCCGAGUUGACCUAUGUCAUCAAACAAGACCUCGCAUCCCUGAACCAGCAGAUCGCCUCGUUGCAAGCGCUCACUCUCUCCCAACAUCCCAAGAGCAAUCGCUCCAAGGCCGACCAGGAGGGCGAACACAAUGACAAUGUGGUUGUGAUGCUGCAAGGCAAACUGGCCGACGUCGGCGCCAACUUCAAGGACGUGCUCGAAGUGCGCACGAAGAACAUUCAAGCGUCGCGCUCCCGCACAGAGAACUUUGUCUCGUCGGUCUCGCAAAAGUCGCACACGGCCCUCGAUCCGCAGCGCUCCGAUUCCCCGCUAUACAACCCUUCCGGCCGUCGCACGCCGCAACCAGGCGGCGCCUCGGAUUUGCUGACCCUGGAACCCACCAACCCGUCGCCCCUGGGCCGACCGUCGAUACACUCGGACCAACAACUCCUCGUGAUGGAAGAAGCGCAGACCAAUAAUGCCUACAUCCAGGGCCGCGGCGAAGCCAUCGACGCCAUUGAGCGGACCAUCAGCGAGCUGGGCGGGAUCUUCGGGCAACUAGCCCAGAUGGUCAGCGAGCAAUCGGAAAUGAUCCAGCGCAUCGACGAGAACACUGAGGAUGUGGUGGACAACGUGCAGGGGGCGCAGCGCGAGCUGAUGAAAUACUGGACCCGAGUCUCGGGCAACCGCUGGCUCAUCGCGAAGAUGUUUGGCAUUCUAAUGAUCUUUUUCCUUCUCUGGGUGUUGAUAUCAGGAUAGACACGCCCUUUCCCUUUUCCUUCCAUUUCCCGCCCAUAUAAUGUAUUAAUAUCAGGUCCAUAUUCGUAUCUCGCUGUGCCUGAACGGAAUCAUGUAGCCCACUUCCCCCACCUUUUUUUUUUUAAUUUUCAGGGUGGUGUGCGUGUGUGCAUGCCUGUCGCAAUCGGCAGGUGUUGUUGUCGUUGUUAAACUCUUGCUUCUGUCCAAUAUCAUCAUUUUGGCCAUGGCUAGAUCUUCCCUGUGCAAAAUCUUUUAUUUUCUUCUUUUCUUUUGUCCCUUCGUUUGACUCAGGGCUUUGCUUCUACUACUACCCAGCCUGAGUUUCUCCUGUUUCGUUUCUUCAUGAUUUGAUUCGAUUGCUGAAUCAUCUUCUGCAUGACCUCUACGCAUAAUGUCACGAGUGUCUGUCUGUGUCUGUGUCUGUGUCGGUUGUUAGACUCAAUACCAUACCAAUACC